UUUGUCAAAAAGGCUAUUGACAUGUAUAGUAACGACACCGGUUACAUAGGAGUCCAGCAAGAUUUGGUUUUAGGAUUCCAAACAGAAGGAAUUAAGAAUUUCAAGUGGUUGAUUCCAUGCGAAUUGAAUGCUCCACCAGUAACUGGGUAAACCCAACUUUUUCCAGUAAAACCUGUAAAAGCUCCGGAUCCGAAAACCCGAGUGCACUUGGUUGCAGGGUCCUCGACCUUAAGAAAAUUUCUUUUCUUUUGGCGUUUGCAUGGGGUUUUAUUGUUUUAAGCUAUUUUCUUACAAC
Raphanus sativus (radish) is the source of this 295-nucleotide messenger RNA. RefSeq lists its product as uncharacterized. The transcript has a single exon. Lineage: Eukaryota; Viridiplantae; Streptophyta; Magnoliopsida; Brassicales; Brassicaceae. The record is from RefSeq and is a predicted model, not a curated record.